This is a messenger RNA of Corylus avellana, 828 nucleotides long. Its product is annotated as ethylene-responsive transcription factor ERN1-like. The record is from RefSeq and is a predicted model, not a curated record. NCBI's taxonomy places the organism in Eukaryota, Viridiplantae, Streptophyta, Magnoliopsida, Fagales, Betulaceae. Gene Ontology annotation, biological process: regulation of DNA-templated transcription. Gene Ontology annotation, molecular function: DNA binding; DNA-binding transcription factor activity.
AUGGUUUUUGCAUUGGGAACUUAUGACACUGCUGAGGAGGCUGCAAGAGCUUACGAUGAGGCUGCUUGCUUGCUCCGGGGAGCCAAUACCCGGACAAACUUUUGGCCUCGUCAUUCAACGCCGCCGGCUCUUCCCUCAAAGAUCACCAAUCUUCUUUUGCUUAGGCUAAAAGCUAGGCACAUUGCCGCCACGUCAGCACCAACUUCUUGUUUGCCUGUUGAGCAGGAAAUAAAAGUAAAAGAUUAUGAUGAUAAGUUUGAUAGUUUCUUCAAUGCUGAUGCUAGUGAUAACAUUACUACUGUAAGUUUUGAAUCAUCAAGUUUGACUGGAGGAUUUGAAGAGGGUAGUUGUGUGAGAGCCUUGGAUAUGGAGGAAGAAAUUGAAGAAAAAGAAGAUUUGCAGUUUGUGGAUGCUGAGAGAUCUGACUCUUAUUGUUCACCUUUUGAGAUAACUGAGGAAAUGGUACUGGGGCCUUUAAUGGAGCUGGAGAAUCAUGGGGAUCAGGAGGCUUCAGUGCUUGGAGAGACCAUGAAGAGGAUGAUGUUUGAACGUAAAUUCUCAGCUUCUCUUUAUGCCUUCAAUGGGAUUCCAGAGUGCUUAAGGCUGAAGCAAUCAGGGGUGGCAAAUGAUCAAACAGAGAAAAAAGAUAAAGAAGAAACUUUUCAGAAGGUGGUCAUGCAAGAAGAGGUUGAGAAUAUCCCACAAACAUCGACAGAAAUUGGAUCUUCUUCUUCUUCUUCUUCUGUUUCCUCCUCAUUUUUGAGCACAGAAAGUAGUGAACAGUGUCUUUGGAGCUCUCUCAAUCUUUCUUCUAUCUGCUCUAUAUGA